ACGUCUGAGGAUACAAAUUUUUUCGAAAAUUAUUUGAGCACUGCCAAGUCUCCAACCUUGAAGAUCUUAAUGUGAGUCUCUUAGACCAGCUCCAUCGCUGGCUUUUAAGAAGUUCAUAGCCCAGCCUCUUACGCGGUUUUGAUUAGAAUAUUAAUAUAAUGUUGUGUUUUCGGUAGAAGCACCUCUUAAUUAAAGAUUUUUAGAGGUUAAUCCUAAACGACGUGGCAAGCUGUAACUGGUUCUCUCUUUGCUCUAGUCUCGUUUGGGGAAAAAAAUCCUAUCAUUUUACGCGAGAGAAAGAACAAAAACUUCGGAGGGAGAUUUUCUGCGAUUCGGCGAUCGUCAUUGCUCUAAGAUCAUGGAUCCUAAUGAAGAUAGGAGAUCUAUGAAGGCGCAAAAGGCCAUCUUCGAUAGCCUACAUUUUGUAACUGACUCGAUGCAAGGAAUUCAAGAACGGUGUGUAUGUGGGAGACGCUUAGUGCGCGAGAGAGCUCCAGCAGAAGUCUUUGACUACCUACCCGGGAAAAGAUUCUUCACAUGCAAGGAGUACAAAGAUGAUGGCAUGCAUUACAGGCAGCCCUGGGUCUGUGUAGUGGAGGAAGAGCUACAGAUCAUGAAAACGAGGCUGGAAAAAUGUGAAGAGCAUAAAUCCCUGAUGGUAAAGCUGGAAGUCGAGAAUCAGGAGCUAAAGGCAGAGGUGGAGAAGCUCAUAGCCCGAGUGUCCGAGCUUGAGUAUGCCGCAUAAGGCGAGUUCAUAAAUCUUUUUAGAGUUUUUGAACGUUCUCUAUUUCUAAAGUUCUUGCAUCAGUAACUUCAUAGUUUCAGAACUCUCUCUAUUUCGACUUCAUUUCAAACUUUCAAUUUUCUAAACAUUAACUUUUUAUUUCAUUUCAAACUUUCUAGUUUGAACUAGUUUAAAUCUAGUGGUAGAGGAAGACGAACGAGAUGGAUACAGUCAAUUUGAUACAUCUAUAUUCGUAGAAGGAGAAACAAGCAGAAGUUCAGAGGUGGAUUUCUUGUUCUCUACAAACAUGCCUACGAAUCUCGGUAAUAUGCUUGCCAUUCGGAGUGAACUUCGCGACCAAAGGAUACAUGAAUGAUUGAAGACCGAUUUAAUUGAGAAUAUAUUUGCAAAAUUUGGUCAUUAACAAUCAUAAUUAUUGUAUGUUUAAUAUUUAUUUUUUAAUAAAUAAAAUUUUAUUUUCCAUAAAUUUAAUAAUAUUAUUUUAUUUCUAAGAACCUCACUUUGGAGUUCACCAAUGAAAACCCAAAAAAGUGAAAGUCCUUAACUUUUCAAAAUUAAUUAAAAUAAUUAAAACAAAAUGCUAAGAACCAUACUUAGAGGUUCACCAAUGGAGUUGCUCUUAGGCUUCGAAUGUUACGAACCGCCCCGCCCCGCACCGCAGUUAACAGUAACAAAAAUCUCUACAUAUACCAUAUAUCUUUUUUUUAAUUAUACAGAGGUAUCCUGGCCCCACAGAAGUGAUUCAGACUAGUCACGUGUUGUCACGUGUCGGUCCUCUGUCCCUGGCGAUGCCGAAAUGUUAAUUCACCAGUGGCCGGGAUUCGAACCCAGGUGGCGGUAAUCACAGUUGUAAGCCCUUUACCACUAGAGUUAGAAGCCCCGGUUCAUAUACCAUAUAUUUAUUCGUAUUUAUAACUGUUAUAUAUACUAUUCGUAUUUAUAACUGUUAAAACUCCACCGCAGUUAAACCACUUGUCCCGCACCGCUCAAACCGCAGUUACCAUUCGGAGCCUUAGUAACAAAAUAUAAACAUUUGUAAUUUAGUUUAGUUUAGUUUAUAUUUAAUUUUAAAUUUUAAAAGAGCAAUGGGGCAUCUAUAUAUCUAUACUAUUACUUGCGAAGUAAAUUUUCAGAAUCGAGCUCUCA
Messenger RNA from Brassica rapa (field mustard), 1891 nucleotides. RefSeq lists its product as uncharacterized. The record is from RefSeq and is a predicted model, not a curated record. Lineage: Eukaryota; Viridiplantae; Streptophyta; Magnoliopsida; Brassicales; Brassicaceae.